Molecule: messenger RNA, 3543 nt
Organism: Linum trigynum
Lineage: Eukaryota; Viridiplantae; Streptophyta; Magnoliopsida; Malpighiales; Linaceae
Source: the annotation of a GenBank genome assembly
CUAAACAUGCGAUCUUACCUUUCAAAAUUUAAUGUAAAAAUUAGACAUGCUAAUUUGAAAAUUAAAAGAAUUUAAAACAAUAUAAAUUGAUUGUAUUUUGCCAAGAUUUCUCGUCUUUCUUCCUCUUCAUGUUUGCCGAAAUCACUGUGAAAUUAAGAUCCUAAAACUUUUGAGGGUUGAUGCUUGGUUUAUCUGUUUAACGUAAAACCCUAAUGCGAAAAAACCUAUUCCGAAGGAACCUCUUCCCAAACAUCCACGCCACAAAGAUAUAUCAUCUUUAUCAUCUCAAAAUCCAAUCGCAAGCAUUAUCUCAUUUAGGAGUUAAACAACUUUAGAUAGCCUCUGUUUUUUCCUUGACCACGGAAAAUAAAUCUACACAGAGCAAAAUUCAAAUAAUUAUUAUGUAGCAUUUAUCUUAAAAAAAAUCUUCUUUUCCCUUAAUCAUAAUCGCAUUUACUAAAAAGAAAACCAAAAGUCCAAUAAUAAUGAGUGACCCUUGAGUGUUUGAAAAAUUGUCAAAGUUGCCCUUCCACCAAAUAAGGAGAACCAAUCAAAGUGCAAGGUGGCAACAAUGACAUAGAGUGAAGUGCAUAAUAUAUUGUGUAGACUUGGAAGAGACACAUAAAGGUCAAGUGUAAACUUCCCAAGCAGCUUGGUGGUUUGGGCAUCACAGACCUGGGAAUUAGAAAUCAGUCCCUGCUUAUUAAAUGGUGGUGGAGGUUCGCCGUGGAAAGAAAUGCGUGGUGGAGGCAGUUGAUCGCCCAAAAGUUUCCGAAUCCCUUUUCCCAUUGGUCCGCUGGAUCUCUUAGAGGUCGCAUCGGCUGCAGCCCUUGGGCAGUCAUCUUGAAACUGGGUUCUGAGUUCUGGAAGUUCAGCCACAUUGAUCCGGGAUCUGGUCAUGACACGUCUUUCUGGUUUGAUAUUUGGCUUAGUGAUCGAUCCCAGCCCUUGGCCAUGGAGUUCCCCCGAGUUGCCGCCGUUGCCGCUUCACCAGAUUGCCGCAUUGCUGACCUGUGGAGCCUGAGUGAGGGAAGUUCUUCUUGGUCUAUUCCUAUUUCUCAUUCUAUUAGGGGAGGGGCUGAGGUUGAGAGAGUAAGUCUGUUGAACUUGCUUAAUAACGUUUCAUUCUCGAGUCUAGCUGCAGGUCCCUCUAGAAAUGUUUGGGAGCUCACGCAGAAUGGCGGGUUCAGCUCCCACUCUUAUUAUUCGGAGUUGGUCAAGGGAAGCAAUCUUGCGGACCAGGAAUUCCCCUUCAAGAUCGUUUGGUGUCCUGUCAUUCCGCCCAAAGUCUGCUCCUUCAUUUGGACUGUCUAUUACCGAAAAAUCCUCACCCAAGAUGUGCUGAAGAAAAAAGGAUGGUCUUUCCCGAAUCGCUGUGCUUUGUGCGGCUGCUUUGAAGAAUCCAUAGACCACCUCUUCAUUUCUUGCCCUUUCAGUCGCGAGGUCUGGUUUAUGAUGAAGGCUUUUGUUAGCAUCAACAUCCCCACCCAGGACAUUUCGUCGGUGAUUAAGCUGUGGCCUCGAGACUUGUCUCAAAGUGCUUCCAGCUGGUGCUCCAGAGUCUUUUUGCAUGCUUUCUGCUGGCAUAUCUGGCUCGAGCGCAACAGAAGAAUUUUCAAAGACUUGUCCGCUUCGCCGCGUAUGGUGUCUUUCUUGAUUGCUAGAUGUGUCUCGGACUGGCUCUGUGCUGGCAACAAGGCUGAUAGAAGUGCUACUGAUUUGUGGCUUCAGUUAGUUAGGAACAGGUUGCUUCCUCGGCCGGGUCCGUUUCUGCUGCAACAGUAAUGCUCUGUUCUGUUCUGUUUUUUCUAGGUUUAGCUCCUUUGGUUCUGCUGCUGCAAUUGGUGGCUGCAUCCGGUUUUUCUCCUUUUUUUCUUUUCCUUCUGUUUGACAGACUUUAAUCUCUUUUUAUUAAUACUAUUUCACCUUUAUAAAAAAAAAACAUUCCAAAAUUUUAGUAUUUUAACCAAUAAAAGAGUUGCAAAAUUACUAACGAUAACAUGAAAAUGGCUAAUUCUUGGAUGUAUUAUGAAAGAUUUGGCUAAUUAAUAACAUUUUAAUAGGUUUGGAUAAUAUAAAAGAGUAUGAAAAAGGUUUGGGUAAAAUAGAUAUUACCUACUUUUUAUUUGUGUUUCGACGAAGAUAAGACCUGGCAAAUUCCAAUCCGACCCGUUGACCCGACCCGAACCCGGCCGAAAAAUGAAAGUUUUUAUGACCCGAGAUCCGAACGACCCGAACCCGACAAUCCUUGAUUUUUUGGUUCGGGUUGGGUGGGUUAGCGGGUCGACCCGUUAGACCCGUUCCAUUUCAUAUGUAACUCAUAAAAUGAUAAAAUCACUCAUAAAUUGGUGAGAUGUUUAAAAAAAUUAACAAGGAUUUGAAAGACAUAUUUGGAGUUUAAGGAUAAUCAAAUAUCAUGGGGAAGAUUUGAGAAUAUAUUAAUUGACAUGUGUUUGGUAAACUAUUGUCAUGCAUAUGUGAAGAUUUGUGUUCUUUAAAAAAAUAUGAAGCAUGUUUGAUGUUGUUUCUGAGAGCGCUCAUAACCCGAAAUGACCCGUAACCCGACCCGAACCGAAUGGAUUGUAUCAAUAUUUAUCCCGAAAUAAUCCAAAUGAACAUCACCCGACCCGUAACCUGAAACUCCAACCCAAAAUUACCCAACCUGACCUAAUUACCUGCCAGGUCUAACGGAGAUGUAUUGUUUGACAAUGGCGGGCACAUAAAAAGAAGCUGAGAUGGUCCAAAUGUCACAGAUGAGCAAUAACAAAGAGACUCAAGUUUUACAGGUCCAAGAUACUAAUGGAUCAAUAAAACAACUGACAGGUGAACAGAGGUCAUUAAAGCUGGAUACAUAAGCAAAUAGUUCCACAUAGAGUGGUGACAAGAAGGAUAUACUAUUCUCGGAAGCAUUGGAGUACAAAAUACAGUGUUGAUGAUGAUGAAGAGGCUCUAGAAGUGGAAGAGGAGGAUUAUGAUGCAGUUAUGGUCAAGACAGUGAACUUGCUGGGAUUAGUGGGAAGGUUGUUAACAGAAAAAAAACAUCAGACUAAUGAAGAUUGCUUUAUCCAAAGCAUGGAGCUUGAGGUAAACCUUUCAGAUUACUGACAAGGGAGACCAGUUGUAUGGUAUCCAAUUUCUUAACAGAAAAGAUAGAGAGAAGGUCCUUUAUGGUGGUCCAUGGCACUAUGAUAACAAAUUGUAGAUCUUCAUAAAAGCAGUUGCUUUUCAUAAACAUAGGAUUGAUGAGAAUACAACAGAAAUUCAAAACAAUUACUUACUAAGUGUAAGAGUGAAGAGGAGAGGGAGUCAUCGAUGGAUGACUUACUGGAUAAAGAAGCACAGUUUGGGGAAAACAUGGUUUUCAAUUUCAGAGCAGGGGGCAAUAAGGAGAGUCAAAGAAAGCAUAAGCGUUGCCAAAGACAAAAUUCAUAGAACAGGUCACAACAAGGAACCUCAAUGAUGUAGCUAACACCUCAAAAGAGAAACCUUAUACUCAAUCUAAAACAAGAAGGGUAGAUGAUCCCAUAAACUUCCAGGAUGAAG